CUUCGUUGCGAAGUUUGCAUUCCUUUGUGGAAUGCGCUUCUGCUUUUAGUUUGAUUUCUAUCUUCUCUCUGUCUCUCUAUUCGUUGAUCGGAGCUCGGGAAAAGAUUUUCCGGCGAGGCGGCUACAGAUACAGAGUUUAUUGUGUAGCUAGCAAGAAGUAGGGUGCUGAAAGAUGACGGUUACUCCUAAUAUCUCGGUCAGUGAUGGAAACCUUGUGGUUCAGGGGAAGACCAUACUGAAGGGUGUGCCCGAAAACAUUGUUUUGACUCCGGGACCAGGCGUGGGCCUUGUAGCUGGUGCUUUCAUUGGUGCCACUGCUGAUCACAGCAAAAGCCUCCAUGUCUUCCCCGUGGGCGUCUUAGAGGAUCUCCGAUUCAUGUGUUGUUUUCGUUUCAAGCUAUGGUGGAUGACUCAGAGAAUGGGGACAUGUGGGAAGGACAUUCCUCUUGAGACACAAAUCUUGCUCGUGGAGAGUAAAGACACUGCUGAAGGAGAACAUGACGAUGCCCCAACUAUAUACACCGUCUUCCUUCCUCUCCUUGAGGGCCAGUUCCGUGCUGUUCUACAGGGCAAUGAAAAGAAUGAACUAGAGAUUUGCCUCGAGAGUGGAGAUAGUGCUGUUGAAACCAACCAAGGAAAUUAUCUUGUCUACAUGCAUGCUGGGACAAACCCCUUUGAAGUCAUCAACCAGGCUGUAAAAGCCGUAGAAAAGCACAUGCAAACUUUUCGUCAUCGUGAGGAGAAAAAGUUGCCUUCUUUCAUUGACUGGUUUGGCUGGUGUACAUGGGAUGCUUUUUACACUGAUGUCACAGCUGAGGGUGUUGAAGAAGGCCUCAAAAGCUUGGCUGAUGGAGGUACUCCAUCACGGUUCCUUAUCAUAGAUGACGGUUGGCAACAAAUUGGUGGUGAAGCAAAGGACACCAAUUGUGUUGUACAAGAAGGGGCACAGUUUGCUAACAGAUUGACGGGAAUAAAAGAGAACGAGAAAUUCCAAAAGAAUGGAAAAAGCAAUGACCAGGUCCCAGGCCUGAAAAUUGUUGUCGAUGAAUCCAAGCAACACCACAAUGUGAAGUAUGUGUAUGUAUGGCAUGCUCUAGCCGGCUACUGGGGUGGGGUAAAGCCAGCAGCUGCUGGUAUGGAGCAUUAUGACACCGCUUUGGCUUACCCAGUUCAGUCACCAGGUGUACUAGGCAACCAACCAGACAUAGUCAUGGACAGUCUUGCAGUACACGGCCUUGGUUUAGUGCACCCUAAAAAGGUCUUCAACUUCUACAACGAACUUCAUGCCUACCUAGCUUCAUGUGGAGUAGACGGUGUCAAAGUCGACGUGCAGAACAUUAUUGAAACUCUUGGUGCUGGCCACGGUGGCAGAGUUUCUCUCACUCGUGCCUAUCAUCAGGCCCUUGAGGCCUCCAUUACUCGGAACUUCCAAGACAAUGGUUGCAUUGCUUGCAUGUGUCAUAAUACUGAUGGGAUCUAUAGUGCCAAGCAGACUGCUAUAGUAAGAGCUUCUGACGAUUUCUACCCUCGUGACCCUGCUUCUCACACCAUCCACAUCUCAUCAGUUGCGUACAACUCUGUUUUCCUAGGAGAAUUUAUGCAACCCGAUUGGGACAUGUUUCAUAGUUUGCACCCCGCCGCAGAUUAUCAUGCUGCAGCUCGUGCUGUUGGAGGAUGCCCAAUUUAUGUCAGUGAUAAGCCUGGCAACCACAAUUUUGAGCUUUUGAAGAAGCUUGUCCUUCCUGAUGGAUCAGUUCUUCGUGCCCAAUUACCAGGCAGGCCAACCCGUGACUGUCUUUUUGUUGAUCCGGCAAGAGAUGGAAUUAGCUUGCUUAAAAUUUGGAAUGUGAACAAAUGCACCGGCGUGGUUGGCGUCUUCAACUGCCAAGGUGCUGGUUGGUGCAAGGUUGCAAAAAAGACCCGUAUCCACGAUGAAUCUCCCGGCACCCUCACAGGUUCUGUGCAAGCCACCGAUGUUGAUUCCCUCUCUCAAGUUGCAGAGCCAGAUUGGAAUGGGGAAACGGUGGUUUAUGCCUACAAAUCAGGAGAAGUAAUUCGGUUACCAAAAGGUGCCUCUUUACCUGUGACGCUGAAAGUUCUAGAAUAUGAACUCUUCCACUUCUGCCCUCUGAAGGAAAUCACAGGGAACGUUUCCUUCGCACCAAUAGGCUUGCUCGACAUGUUCAACACUGGCGGUGCUUUGGAAGAGUUUGAAGUUCAAAAUGAAAACCAAUCUCCAUCUGCGACAAUUUUACUCAAAGUGAGGGGAUGUGGCCGGUUUGGUGCUUACUCUUCACAGCGCCCACUGAAAUGCCAAGUGGGUGGUGUUGAGACCGACUUUGAGUAUGAACCUGGAACCGGAUUGUUGACUUUUAUUGUUCCGGUUGCAGAAGAGGAGAUGUAUAGAUGGGGGAUUGAAAUCCAAGUUUGAAGUGGUAGUUUGUUUGUAGGGUUAGGAGAGAUAAAAUAAACUAGUGGUAGUGUAUUAAAAUGUCACCAUUGUCAAGGGGAGUUUGUGGGUGACUUGAUUUGGGGCAAUGCUUCUUGUAUUGCAGAGAGGGGGAGUCUCUCAUGGGGGAGUGAGUGAGUUUCUGUAUUGUUUGUUUUUGUUGUUGUUGUUGUUGUUGUUGCAUCUCUGUAAUAAAAGCUUACCAACCUGAUUGGUGGUUUCUUUAAUGUAGUCUUGUGGUUUAUGGCCUA
Messenger RNA from Camellia sinensis, 2700 nucleotides. RefSeq names its product putative galactinol--sucrose galactosyltransferase 2. The record is from RefSeq and is a predicted model, not a curated record. Gene Ontology annotation, molecular function: raffinose alpha-galactosidase activity. NCBI's taxonomy places the organism in Eukaryota, Viridiplantae, Streptophyta, Magnoliopsida, Ericales, Theaceae.